Molecule: messenger RNA, 225 nt
Organism: Symbiodinium necroappetens
Lineage: Eukaryota; Dinophyceae; Suessiales; Symbiodiniaceae
Source: the annotation of a GenBank genome assembly
AUGGAGUUGGUGAAGGUCCUUCUGCGUCACGGGGCGGACGUUAACUUCAAGGAUAUUCACGGACAGACAUGUUUGUUUUACGCUGUCAACGCGGGAUUUACCGAGAUGACCAAGCUGCUUGUCGAGAUGAAAGCAGACAUCCUCAUCAAGGAUCUCGGUCAAAGGACAGCAACGUUCUAUGCCAGAAAAAACGGACCGCUCAAAGCGGAAAGUGCCAUUCGCUAC